AUGCUGAAAACUACAGUAUCUAAGAAAUUGAAAUUAUUAGAAAAGUCUAUAUACGACGAUUUAAUCAAAAAGAUUAAAGAGUUAGAUAUAGACAAAAAUACAUUAGAAAAAAUCGAAAAUGUAUUAAAUAAACCUAAGCGGAAACCACCUGUAAUUCCAUUGGAGAAACAAUGUGGUAAAUUAACAAAGAAAGGAGAAAGAUGUAGAAUAACCGUGUGUUACAAAAGAACAUGCUGGGCUCACUUAACAACUGCAGAAAAAGAAGAAUAUAGGGAAUUAAAUAAAAGCAUAUUGAUUUUGAUUUGA
This is a messenger RNA of Candida dubliniensis CD36, 306 nucleotides long. Its product is annotated as putative DNA-binding protein. Bases 1 to 306 code for a protein of 101 amino acids. The transcript has a single exon. Lineage: Eukaryota; Fungi; Ascomycota; Pichiomycetes; Serinales; Debaryomycetaceae. The record is from RefSeq and is a predicted model, not a curated record.